Anguilla anguilla (European eel) is the source of this 4736-nucleotide messenger RNA. It is a transcript of the gene pnpla2, whose product is annotated as patatin-like phospholipase domain containing 2. The record is from RefSeq and is a predicted model, not a curated record. Gene Ontology annotation, biological process: positive regulation of triglyceride catabolic process; triglyceride catabolic process; lipid homeostasis. Gene Ontology annotation, molecular function: triacylglycerol lipase activity. Bases 433 to 1986 code for a protein of 517 amino acids. Lineage: Eukaryota; Metazoa; Chordata; Actinopteri; Anguilliformes; Anguillidae. The transcript is spliced from 9 exons. Gene Ontology annotation, cellular component: cytoplasm; lipid droplet; membrane.
UUCCAGUGGGUAAUAAUCGAAAUCUUUAUUGUUACAAAACAGAACUGAAAUAAGGCCCUGCGCAGACUGACAGUUACUGGAGCUAAGGAAAUUGCAUUGAGGCAGCAGAGAGAAUUAUAGUGAGAGUUGCCGGUAAUGGAUUUCUUCGAAAAUUGUGACAGAUUGUAAGUUUAAAAGACGCUUCAUGGCGACGUGGCAUGGAUAUAAAAGGUUAACCAAAAACGACAAAGGCACAAGAACGCCUUUAGUUAUUGUUAGCUAGCUGGAUUAGCUGAUUUUCGGAGGAACUAGCUAGAUACGAGUGCAGGUCGUCUCAGAUGUCAGUAUAUUUAAGUUUUAAACUCUGAAGAUUUCCCCGGUUGUUGCCGAGUAGUACCAGGUGUCUUCUGAACAUCUGCAUUCUACAGAGUACUUCAAGGAGAAGACUAAAACAUGUUUCCCCUGGAAUCGCCCUGGAACAUCUCCUUUGCAGGCUGUGGUUUCCUCGGCAUCUAUCAUGUUGGGGUUGCUAGUUGUCUGCAGGAACAGGCACCUUUUUUAGUAGACAAUGCACGACAUAUUUACGGAGCUUCGGCGGGUGCUCUUACCGCGUCUGCCCUCGUCAGUGGAGCAUGUUUGGGUCAGGCAGGGGCGAACAUUAUUGAUGUGGCGAAAGAGGCCCGGAAACGGUUUCUGGGACCCAUGCACCCCUCCUUCAACCUGGUGAAGAUCAUGCGAACCAUGUUGUACCGCACCCUUCCUCCAGAUGCGCACACACUCGCCAACGGGCGGUUGGGCAUCUCCCUGACCCGCGUGUCUGAUGGAGAGAAUGUUCUGGUUUCCCAGUUCAACAGUAAAGAGGAGCUGGUGCAGGCAUGUGUAUGCAGUGCCUACAUUCCUGUAUACUGUGGCCUUAUUCCUCCUACAUUACAGGGUGUGCGAUAUGUAGAUGGAGGGAUUUCAGACAACCUGCCCCAGUACGAGCUGAAGAACACAAUCACAGUGUCGCCCUUCUCUGGAGAGAGUGACAUCUGCCCUAGAGACACCUCCACCAACCUGCAUGAGUUGCGCUUCACCAACACCAGCAUUCAGUUUACCCUCACAAAUCUCUACAGGGUCUCGAAGGCCCUCUUCCCCCCUGACCCACAGACAAUGAAGGCCAUGUGCAAACAGGGCUACAAAGAUGCCCUGCAUUUCAUCAGGAGGAAUGGACUGCUGCAAUAUCGAGGACCCCAACGUGCACUUGGAAGAGCAGAUGGGGAGGAGGAAGAGGUAGAAGAGGAGGGAGACGAGGAAGAGGAAGUGGCCACUGGAGUGAACCACCAUGACGGGAGGGAGGUGGCUGUCUUCAGUGAAAACUCCACAGCAGAGGAUCACAUUUUUGAGCACCUGCCCCCAAGACUGCACAGAGCACUGGUAGAGGCCUGCAAGGAGAGGAGGAGCCUGUUCCAGUCUCUCGGCAACCUGCUGCCAAUCAGGAUGGCUUCAGCCAUGAUGCUUCCAUACACUCUGCCCUUGGAGUCUGCUAUGUCUAUGACUAUUAGGCUUUUGGAGUGGCUGCCAGACGUACAGGAGGAUGUUGGAUGGAUUCGAGAGCAAAUGGUGAAGCUGGCGCAAUGCUUUCUGAAUCAGGCCAGGAGAAGGCUGUCCCAGCAGGUGUCUGCAAGGUUGUCCUACCAGGUGGAGCUGCGGCGCACCCAGUCCCUGCCUGCCCGGCCCGGGCCCGGGCCCAGGCCCGUCAGCAUCCUGCCCGGCUGGAUGAGCGGGGGCAGCUCCUCCAUGCUGGACCUCAUCCUCCGCCUGGACCAGUACCAGCGGCAGCUUCUGCCAGGCUUGCUGUGCGUCAACUUGGACCUGCGCGCGUCCAUCUUCACCCAGACCUCAGCGGAAGGAGGCCUGGGCCCCCUCGCCGAGGAGCCAGAGGAGGGGCUGGUAAUGCGCCCGGUGGGCCCUGAAGCUUCCACGGCGUCACCGCCAUCUUCCGCGAGGGACCCCGGAAUCCCCUAGGAUCCCUCAGGUCUUUCCCUGCCACAGGAAGGCCCUGAACAAGACUUACGGAGGUUCAUGGAGCAAAAACGACAAACUGACUAUUAUAAUGUCAGGCCCAAAGAAUCUAAAGUAGACUAUUUCCAAACCUCCAAAUUGCUGUGCCAAGUGCCUUUGACUAACAAAGUAUAUAUUUGAAAUCUACAUUAUUAUAUCAAGAUCAGUGAUGCCUUCAGGUUUUGUCUCUUGUCUUUUAACUCAGUGGAGACACCAGUUAACUACAACGUUUAGUUAAUCUGUAAAGCUUCUAUUUUCUCACAUUUCAUAACUUUUCCAGGCUGAGGAAAGUUAAUGCUGCCAGACCAUAAAAAAUAAUGCGAAUGAGCAAUGAAGGAAUGGGAAAAGUAGAAAUAAGAACAUUUUGGGAUGGAUAGUAAGAUGUAUGUCUCCAUCAAUAUUGGUCAGCACUAACUCGUACUGUACAGUGUCUUGGAGCAUUUUUGUCCAUUACAGAAUACCAGUGAGUUUGUCUCAGAUACUUGGAAAAGGUAAAUUGAACUUUCAAUGCAGUGUCACGUGUACUGUACUAGAGCCAUUUUGUUUUCCAUGAGUCUGUUUAAUUCCUGAAUGUAAUAUCCUGAAUGUGAUUAUAUUUGUUUUUGUUAGACUGUUCAAUAUUGGACACACCUGAAUGAUGCAAGUGAAUUUAGGGUCAAGUGAAUUUUUGGCAUGAGGAAGUGGAUUUAUACAUGAGUACUGAAAUGAUUUAUAUCCUUAAGUGGUAUAAAGUAAGGGUAAGAGGCUGCAUUCUUCAAGAAAAUUGACUAGGCAGUUUUAUAUAUAAUGCUCAUGAAAGAUUUUUUGCUCAUGUCUUUCAAAAAGUUCUGAUGUUUCAGCCACGAGCGUUCUCAACCAAUAGUAACCGAGUGGCAAAUACAGCUACAGCUUGCAAGUAAAUCACCAAGCAAUGCAUGUCUGUGUUCACGUUAACCCUUUGAAUGUUUGACAUUCUAUACAUCACCUAUAAUCUACGAGUAGUCAGUGAAAUCUAAAUUGAUUAUGAAAAUAAAGAGAACAUCAGAGUUUCCUGGAAGAAAGGAAAUGGAAAUUUGCACAUUAACUUUUGAUCUUACUAGUACUUUCAAUGCAAACAUACACCUGUUUGACUGAAUUGUGCCACGUCUUGGCAGCAACAUUCUAAUAAUUUGUCUUUGAUUAAUAUGUUAAAAUGUAGAAUAUUUUAAAGGUUUUGAGACUGGAAAGUAUGUGAAUUUCACAUAUUGCUUAUUUGUAUUUAUUUUAUAAGUAAUUGCAUCGUGGAUCAUCAAAUUUAACUAGGGUUACUUUUACCAGUUACCUCUGCUUUUUUGAGAGCCAAUAGCUGGGGAUCUACCACUGCGAAGGGAAUGUUUCCUUCUUCAGUUAAAAAUGAAUAUUCACUUUGUUACACCCACUUGUGAAUUCAGUACUAUUCUUUAUAUUGAAUAAUCUGGGAGAAAAGUUUGUGCCUUUUUUGUAGAAUUAUUUAAUAGAACCUCUGCUGAAUUCUGUGCGUUUUAAUUGUUCUUUUAUUGAGAAUAUACAGUAAUUUGAUGUGAUCCAGGUGUGAAAAGGCUGAAUGCUAAAUUUAUUUGCACAUAAUAUAUACACCCUUAUUGUGCCAAUCUUUGUGUUUUAAUUGUUGUGCAUACAAACUGUUAAUGUACAUCAUCUCAAACAUGUCUGUGGUCUUCCCAGGUUCUGUCCCUUGUGUCUGAUUAGUUCUCCUGUUAGUGUGCUACCCUUCAUCCAAAUAACAUUCUAUGGUGUAGUGCAGAAAAGGAUGGGUGUACCUUUUUAUAGUUUGUAUGUUGAGGGGUGUUGUCUGAAACUACCAUGUGUGUGCAUCUCAUUUAUUCUAAGCUAAUUUUGCCUGCUGCAUAGAUUGUAUUUAUAUUUUGCACAGUGAUAAGUGUACUAAUUUUAUUUGCUGUGAAUGUCAAGUCUCUAUGUAGGGAUAUGCACAGUUAAUUGAAAUCAGAUGAGAACUUUAACUUUGUAGUAAAUGACGCUGUGCUUGAUAACUAAAAUACUUUACCAGCCGAUGUGGUGGGUGACUGAUUGCUUACCCAAAACAAGGGAAGAUUACCUGCCUCUUUUUUUUCAGCUCAACGAACAAGCUUGCAUUUCUUAGACACAGUAGCUGUGUAAGCCAGAAAAUCACCUUUGCCCUACUACUAGUAAAUAUUAAAAAAUGUAAAUAUAAAUUUAUACUGAUUAUGUUGACAGUGAUAAAAGUUUUAAUUAUGCUGUUGCCUAAUCUUGCCUUACCUGCAAGUUGGCAAAUACACUGACGUUCUUGUGCUAUACUGGCAUUAUUUGAAGGGGGAAACUCAAAGGUGGUAAGGUUCAAAUUAUUGCCUCCUUUAGCCAUGCCAUUCUUUCUGUAUUGCCAACAAAUUGUCUAUGAAUACAAUCAGAGAUUAUGGCAUCCAUGUCUAAGAACUUGCAUUAUAUUAUGUUGAAAUGUUACGAUGCCUUUUAUGUUUGGAGUUAGACUGACCCAAACAGUUUACACCAACAUAAUUAUUGAAAUAUAAAAAGUUUGACACUUUGUCACCUUCUUAAUGUCUCCCAACUGACUAGCCUUUUAUCCCUAAAUAUUAAAUAUAAGUAAGAAACUUCUCAUUUUAGAGCUUGAAGUAACAAAGUUAGUUUUAAACCUGUAUGGGAAAGUGCCACCAGAAUCACCCACAAAAAAUCAGAGAGAAAAUAAAAAGGGUUGUAUAUUG